AUGAAGCAGUAUACAUUACUUGGGGGGAAGUGUAGUAUCACAAAUGAAACAACACCAAUGACAGCUAACUGUAUACCGGUUAAUGCCACUUUUGUAAGUAGCUCGAAAAUAGGAUCAGCAAGCAGAAGCUUUUCUGUUGACACAUGGAAAAUACCGAUGCCAAACUUCUUCAUAAAGAUAUCGAUGACAAAAGACCAUUGUAUUCCGUUUUCUGAGUCAACAUGGGGAAGUGUUAACAAAGUUGUAACUGAGAUAAACUACAUGUUUAUGGACUUUAAACCAAGCGUUCCUGAGAGAGUCUUUGAUAUUCCAGACGCCUGUAACGGUCAUCACCCUGGUAUUGGUGUUGGCAGAAGAUCUGUUAUGAAGUCUAUGUUUUUGCCAUAAAAUAUUUCCAUGAAAGAUACAUCGUCUCAAAUUUUCGUUUACUUUCUUCGUGUGUACAAUUAUGUCGAUAGCUUUAUUAUUUAAAUAUUAGUAUUACUUACCCAAUCCCGGAAUUAAGAUAUCAUUUAUCUAACCCCAGAGCAUGAUAA
Messenger RNA from Mytilus californianus (California mussel), 536 nucleotides. RefSeq lists its product as uncharacterized. Gene Ontology annotation, cellular component: extracellular region; lysosome. Gene Ontology annotation, molecular function: calcium ion binding. Lineage: Eukaryota; Metazoa; Mollusca; Bivalvia; Mytilida; Mytilidae. The transcript has 4 exons. The record is from RefSeq and is a predicted model, not a curated record. Gene Ontology annotation, biological process: cell-matrix adhesion. The coding region runs from base 1 to 387 and encodes 128 amino acids.